CGAGAAUAUGAGAGAGUCAGAGCGAGGGGUAAACUCUUCAACCGUCACCGAGUCGUCAUUUCCAGCUGACGGAGAGUGAGCCAUAACAAAAAAUAUAUAAAUAUUUCCCCCUUGGGUAUACCCCCCGCUAUAAAAAUGUCAGUAGUCGAAAAUUCUAAAUCGCGUAAGAAAAAGGGUCCUAAAGCAAAGAAUCCGCCUCCUCCGGUCAAGUUGCCAGAAACGGGGGUCACCAUUCCCCAAAGUUCUCAAGAACUGAUAACAAUCCGUCACGUUACGACGAGAAGCAUCGUCAUUUCCGUAAUGAAUCGCAUCUCUCGUGACGCCAUCGAUCCGGAAACCUUCGCGGAAAACCUGUCCGAGCGGAAAUGGGUGGAGCUGAUGGUGUUAGGGUGUUCAGAAACCCACUCCACGUAUGACGAGAGUAUGGAGGUGGAGCUGAAAAUGGAAAAUUGUGUCAGUAUCGAAACACUGGUGAAGAAUGUGGGACAAGUCUUGAAAGGGAAGUUUUUCCUUUGUCGAACCAUAACUCCUUCAAGCAAGAUGGUCGGACUGGACGCCGCUGUGGAGGACCCGGAAGGAAAGCUGGCCAUGCGACUAGCCAUGUUUAAUUACUCGGUUGAUGCUUUCAUGAAGAAGUCAGAUUUCGAGGCGGUGCUCCCACUGGGGACGAUGUUAAUUGUGAAGAAUCCCGUGUUUCAAAAGCCUUACGACAAAUUCGCCGUCCUUGGGUUGAUUGUUGAGAAUCCGGCGGAUGUAGAGAUACUCAGCCCGAAAAGGAUGAGAUUGCUAUUUCCAGAUGUUAAAUGGGAGUCAGAUCUACCCCUCGAAUCUCGAGCCUUGCUGAAAUCGCUCCCCUUUUGGGAGUUCUCUCCUGACCUAAGCGACCUCGAGAUUGCGACCAAGCUCAAGAACGUUGGCAACAAGGGAUUCGUCGAAAACCGAUCAACCGAUGCGAUCCGAUUCUACGACCUGGCUCUGGAAUACUUACCUGACGACGGGGAGGAGAUAACCCCGGCAGAAACGACGCUUCUAGUGGAUAUCCUUACCAACAAGGCGGCUGCUCUGAUAAAGCUGGAAUGUUUUAAUCCAGCUCUAAUUUGUACUGAGGAAGUUCUAGGGAUGGAUGAUGGCCACGUGAAGGCGAUCUAUCGUCACGCCAAGGCGCUCUUUGGACUUAGACUGUACUCAGCAUGUACUGAAUUUCUGGACGAAAAACUCAACCAAUACCCAUCUCUUGGAGAGCAGAGUAAAGACCUUCUCAACUUGAGGUGCUUAUCCUUAGCAAAAUCCAAGAAAAUUCUUCCUAAACUGGGCGAACCACCUGGCAUAGAACUUAUCCGUGCUCUACUCAGACCAGCGCCACGGAGCUUCAAGAAGCCUCAACCUCAGAAAGAUUUACCGGUCGGGAUGGUGGAUCGCAUCUCCGAAUUUCGAGGUCCAAUUGUACUCCAGCCGAGUAAAAUUGGCGAGGGCGAUGGACUCUUUGCCACUCAAGAUCUCGAGCCUGGAUCAAUUCUCCUAGUUUGCAAACCCUUCGCCGCGGUAUUUGUCACCCCGAAGGAGAAAUGGACGUUUACAUUCAACACGACUCCGCACGAAUAUCUUGUCGGUGUGAUGGCAAAUAAGAUUUGGCUGGAUCCUCAUCUUGGCCGGGAUCUUUACACCCUCUGGGCUGGACCUGAACUAAAAAUCUUGACGGAUAAAGACUCUAAUGUGACAAAGGUGGAUAUUGCUCGGAUCGAAAAUAUUUAUGCAUAUAACUGUAUCGAGGACUUUGAAGUUACGGACCCGAGCAAUGAGGACGAGUUCAUUUCUUGUGGUGUUUGGAUCCCCUCGUCUAAAAUCAAUCAUAGCUGCGUUGACGCCAACGUGGUUUGUCGGCACCAUGACUCUGGCAUGGUCAUGAUGGUCACUACUUUCAAAAAGGUGAAAAAGGGGGAGGAGAUUCUCAUGAGCUAUGUCGACCCACUUCUGCCGUUGUGCAAGAGAAAUUUUAUGGAAAGUUAUGGUUUCACGUGCAAAUGUCGACUGUGCAAAAAGGACCGAUCCGAAUGUCCCGUUGUGAUUGCAAAGAGAAGGAAGUUACUCGAAAGUCUAAGCUACAAUUCUAUCACACGCGUGUAUACGUAUAAUCACGACACUCUCGUACGUGACUUGGGAACGAUCCUCGAAGUAGAACGUCUUCGUGCCGCGACGCCAGAGCUGAAUUAUGCUUUGGCGAAUUCUAAAAUUUUUACCAUUGCUGCCGGCGUGUCGGUUGAAAAAGGUCUUUACACCCUGUGUUUCCACGUUUUAAAGAAGAUAUAUGCCGUUCUGAAGAACGUCCCAACCACCUACAUGCAUAUAGACCUCAUGGAAGCCAUUCUGGUUUGUUGUAUGAGAAUGAAGAAGGAAAAGUCUGAGCUUGAAAAAUGGACGCAAGAACUGAGGAAAUACUGUUGUAUUUAUGCCGGUACUUUGGAAAGUGUUCGGGGUGGAUUUCAUCCCUCAAUUCCGGAGGAUUUGAAAAAAUAUGGAAUUGAAUUCUUCGCCCGUGGCCCGAACUAAUUAAUUGAGAAUGCUUAAUAUUUCUAUUUAUUGUCUGUCUUAUGAGUAGUUUUAACACUGACUGUUAGUUUUAUCCCAUGCGUUGAUCUUGUAUGGCUAAUUUUGUUGAUUAGUUUUAGUUUUAGACGAGUUUAUUUGCUUUAAUCUACUUACUUUACACAUUUAACUUACUUUAAUAUAACUAAACUUGAUUAAUUUACAAUGAACAAUUAAAUUGGGAUAAGUUACGAAUA
This is a messenger RNA of Folsomia candida, 2780 nucleotides long. RefSeq lists its product as uncharacterized. Lineage: Eukaryota; Metazoa; Arthropoda; Collembola; Entomobryomorpha; Isotomidae. The coding region runs from base 136 to 2547 and encodes 803 amino acids. The record is from RefSeq and is a predicted model, not a curated record. Gene Ontology annotation, molecular function: protein binding. The transcript is spliced from 5 exons.